AUGUACACCAACUGCUGCCCUGGAAACUUCUCCUCCUGCUCUCUUGGGAGCCCCCUGCGGUACCCAGGCUCCUCCUGCAUCUCCUCCUAUCCCAGCAAUCUGGUCUACAGCACUGACCUCUGCUCUCCCAGCAUCUGCCCGCUGGGCUCCUCUCUCUACAGGGGCUGUCAGGAGACCUGCUACAAGCCCAGCAGCUGCCAGACAUCCUGUGUGGUGUCCAACCCCUGCCAGACAUCCUGCUACUGCCCCAGGACCUCUAUCCUCUGCAGUCCCUGCCAGCCGACUGAUACAACACUGGACUGUGGCACAAGGAGCACCUGCUCCCUAGGUUAUGGAUCAAGAAGCUGCUUCUCACUGGGCUGUGGAACCAGUGGUUUCAGAUCACUGGAUUGUGGAAUCCGCAGUUUCCCUCUCCUGGGAUAUAGAUGCGGUUUUUACUGCCCACCUUACUUUGCUUCUAGGACCUGCUAG
Molecule: messenger RNA, 471 nt
Organism: Choloepus didactylus (southern two-toed sloth)
Lineage: Eukaryota; Metazoa; Chordata; Mammalia; Pilosa; Megalonychidae
Product: keratin-associated protein 13-1-like
Exons: 1
Coding region: 1-471 (156 amino acids)
Source: RefSeq, a predicted model, not a curated record